This is a messenger RNA of Juglans regia (Persian walnut), 961 nucleotides long. RefSeq names its product protein DCL homolog, chloroplastic-like. Gene Ontology annotation, biological process: chloroplast rRNA processing; chloroplast organization. The transcript has 3 exons. Lineage: Eukaryota; Viridiplantae; Streptophyta; Magnoliopsida; Fagales; Juglandaceae. The coding region runs from base 95 to 691 and encodes 198 amino acids. Gene Ontology annotation, cellular component: chloroplast. The record is from RefSeq and is a predicted model, not a curated record.
GCUCAUUUCGCAAGCUUUGAAAAAUCGAGUGGAAACCUCUGUUCCGUUCCAGCUUGCCAACAAGCAACACGCACAUUGCUAUCGCCAGCAUUCUAUGGCAGCUCCUCUGCUUCUAAGGAGCAUUCCAUACCUCCGCCUCCGACUCCACCACCAGCACCAGGACCAGCACCGGAUAUCCGGUAGUUUAUUCGCGACUCCUUGCCGACUCUGGUGCACUGCUGCCGCACCGACUGGGUCCCACGAGAAUUUAUCUCCUACGGACAGCGCCACCGUAGAUUGGAGCGCCGCGGACCUUCCCAAGAACGCUCGGUGCGAGGACACCGACUACCGCAAGUGGAAAGUCGAGAUCCUCAGAGACAUCGAACCCAUUACUUCUCUCGCCAAAGAUAUUCUCCACUCCGGCAGGUACAUAGAUGGGGAACAUCUAACAGCCGAAGAUAAGAAAAUUGUGGUAGAUAAGCUUCUUGCUUAUCAUCCACAUUCUGAAGAUAAAAUUGGUAGUGGACUUGACUCUAUUAUGGUUGAUCGGCAUCCCACAUUUAAAAGCUCAAGAUGCCUCUUUGUCAUAAGAACUGAUGGCGGAUGGAUAGACUUCUCCUAUCUAAAGUGUAUUCAAGCAUACAUUCGAGAUAAGUACCCAUCCCAUGCAGAAAGGUUCAUUCGUGAACAUUUUAAACGUGGUAGUGGUUAAUGUGUGCUAGUCCUGGGACUGAUGAUUUCUGGGAUCACUAGAGAUGGUCAUGAUAUGUUUACUUGGAUUUUUUUUUUUCUUUCCUUUAUGGAAUGGCGUGGGGUGCGGGCAGAGAACAUUUUGCUUUCAAUGACCAAUAUAAAUGUGUGUAUUUGUAGCUUAGAUCUACAAAUUGUCAACAUAGUAGAUAAUCCUUGACUGGGACUUAAAAAGUUUGUUUUAUAUGCCAAGACACAGAAAAUGAUUGAAGGGAACUGAUUGUUGACUUAC